Penicillium soppii is the source of this 1479-nucleotide messenger RNA. Its product is annotated as ubiquitin-protein ligase RMD5. NCBI's taxonomy places the organism in Eukaryota, Fungi, Ascomycota, Eurotiomycetes, Eurotiales, Aspergillaceae. Bases 1 to 1479 code for a protein of 492 amino acids. The record is from RefSeq and is a predicted model, not a curated record. Gene Ontology annotation, biological process: proteasome-mediated ubiquitin-dependent protein catabolic process. Gene Ontology annotation, molecular function: protein binding; ubiquitin protein ligase activity. Gene Ontology annotation, cellular component: nucleus; cytoplasm; GID complex. The transcript has 4 exons.
AUGGAUGUCAUCAUAGUCCUGGAGGAGGGGACGUCACUUUCACCUUUCAUCCCAAGUUGUGAGAUAAAGAGCUCUUAUCUCAAAAGUUCUCCACAUGGCACCAAGUCCGUGAGGUGCGGUAAAUUGAUCAUCUCCGCACCUAGGAUUCCCGUUCCCCGAAGCAAAUCCGUCAUGGAAGCUGUACAGCGAGAACAUGACCGAAUCGUCAAAAAGACCAAAGGAUCGCAGGGAAUUAAGAAUGUCCAGUCUACUAUCGAUCUAUUACAAUCUGCCCGCGAUGCUAUCGCUGCUGGUCGGUACUCUAUAGACAUCCCCGCUCUGUGCUUCGCUGACGACAUUGGUUACCCGAUAGAUCCAACCUCUGCAUCUGUCACCUUAGCGAAGCUCCAAACCCCAGUCAAAUCGUCCUUUGACUCAAUCAACGACAGCUUGAAGGACACUCACAGUGGUCUGAACAAAUACACCAAGUCUUUAGAUAAGCUUUUCAAAGAUCGACCGCUUCCUACUACCGAACACGAUGCUCUCUCCUCGCAAGAAACCCUAAUCAACCGGGCCAUCGCCAUGCAUCUCCUUCGCGAAGGACAGUUCAGCGUGGCAUCCGCCUUCCUUGAUGAGAUAUCCGAACAAAAAAGCGCCGAGCCAAAGAAAACGAUCCCAGUUCAUCAAGCGACAAAGGAGCCCAGCAAACCACCAAACAGCCUACUCGAUCCGAACGAAGUCCCGUCAGCAGAGGUCCGAAAUCAAUUUGCCUCUAUGUACUACAUCCUACAACAGCUACAAGAAAACAGAAAUCUACUACCUGCCAUCGAAUGGUCAAGGGAGAACCGCGAGGCGCUGGAAGCCCGAGGCAGCAAUCUCGAAUUUGAAUUAUGUCGAUUACAGUAUGUAUGGCUAUACCAUGGCGGUGCGAGCAACCAAGGAACGGCAAGCGGCUGGUUGGGCGCUCUGGAAUAUGCACGACGAGAGUUCCACGUCUUUGUGCCCCGGUAUCUGCGCGAGGUUCAGCAGCUUGUAGGUGCGAUGGCAUACUCCCCCAACCUCGGCGGUUCACCCUACGCAUCUCUUUUCAACAAUACAUCUGCCUGGGACGACGUGGCAACAUUCUUUACUCGCGAGUUUUGUUCGUUGCUGGGUCUAUCAGCGGACUCGCCUUUGUACAUUGCUGCGACGGCGGGCGCAAUUGCACUUCCAACGCUGUUGAAGCUACAGACUAUCAUGAAGGCGAAGCGGACAGAGUGGACGUCUGAGAACGAGCUUCCGGUCGAAAUUUCCCUUCCACCUCAAUAUCUCUUCCAUUCAAUCUUUGUCUGCCCAGUAUCUAAGGAGCAGGCGACUGAUGAAAACCCACCCAUGAUGAUGCCCUGUGGCCAUGUCAUUGCGGAAGAAUCCUUGAAGCGACUGGGCAAGGGUAACAGAUUCAAAUGCCCGUACUGUCCCAGUGAGAGUCAUCCUAAGGACGCCCGGAAAGUGUUUCUGUAA